GGAUGGAGAGAAGACAGAGAAGACACGACAGACAAAAGAGAAGAAAUAUUAAGAACUGAAAAACUAAAGAAGAGGAAAAAAGGACGUUUAACUCGUUGAUUCCAGCUGUUUUCUUUUCCAACAGAAGGAAACCCUUCCCCUCUAAACACUGCACAGACAGCACAGAAGGAUUUUUAUUGGGUUUUUUUUAAAGAUAGUGAAUCCAAACACACAUCUUCUACCUCAGCCUCAGGAUUAUGGUGGAGUUCGCUCGGUCUGAGGAUCUAACGCAGGAUAAAAAUGCUGAAAUGUAAAGUUCACAAUUCUCUCCGGUGGCUGUUGUUCACCUCACUGCUGCUGCUUCUCCAGGAUCUGAGCAGCGCAGCUCCCACAGAGGAUCAGCUGGUCCCAUGUAGCAUCUCUGUUUCUGAACCAUGGUCCGGUCUGGACUCCAUAUCGCUGACUGUGAGCACGGCUGGACGCGACUGCUCCUUCAACCUGACGUCUGUGGAUGCUGCGACAGACAGCGCUGAAUGUAGGAGGCGAAGCAGAGGAGAUGAAGACAUAGACACUAAUGAGAUCGGAGGAAAGGAGCAAGGGAAGGAGAAGCAGGAGGAGGUGGUGGAGGAGAACUAUCUGGGAACCAACCAGCUAGGAGGAGAGGAUGGAGGGAGCAAGGAUGGAGGGAGCAAGGAUGUAGGAGGCGACUUCUUCACCUGCGUGCUGGAUCACCUGGAGCCAGGAACCGCCUACCAGCUGCAGCUUCAUUCUCAGAGCGACGGGGAGACGGCCAACCUCACCCUGCACACCCGACCGUCAGCGCCGAGCGGCCUGGCGGUGACCUCCAGGACCUGCAGCAGCCUGGGUCUUUCCUGGCAGGCCGGCCCCGGCAGGACGCAGCGCUUCAGGCUGCAGCUGUGGGAACGUCCUCACAGUCCGGAUCAAUCAGGUUUGCUGAUGAACGAGACGCUGGAGAGCACAGCGACACAACACACGCUCAACCACCUGACGCCUGGGCGGAUGUACAACGUUACCAUGGUGACGGAGGCCGGCGGUCUGCAGAACAGCAGGACGAUAGAGGCUCAGACAGUCCCAGCAACCGUUUCCAACCUCACCGCCGACUACAACAACAGCACAAGCCUGCGGUUGUCGUGGCAACAGCCUGAAGGUGACCUGGACGCGCUCGUCGUCACCCUCUCGUCCAACGACUCGAGGCGGCGGGGGAGGACGACCCUUCCCCCGAACGCCACCCAAGUCACGGUAGAUCAGCUGACUCCAGGCUCGGCCUAUCAGGUCGCUGUGAUGUCACAGAGUGGCGAGCUGACCAAGCAAUCAGAAAUCACCUCCAGGACAGCUCCGGAGGCAGCGUCUCUCCUCUCCCUCUCCCAUUCCUCCUCCCUCGGUGGUCUCCUCCUCUCUUGGUCGUCCCCCGCUGGGAACUGGGAGAGCUACAGGCUGCUUCUGUUUGACGGCUCCCAGCAGUUAGUCAGCACCACUCUGGACCGAGAGGCUGUGAACUUUAGCUUUCCUGAGACGAGUCUAACGCCUGGGAGGCUUUACAGAGCCGUGCUGACAGUAGAGAGCGGAGGACUGAUAGCUGAGAGCAGCUGUGAGGGAUCAACAGCUCCGGCUCCGGUGUCGGACCUUCACAUUCGACACUCAGACGAGACUUCGCUGAGCGCCAUGUGGAACCACGCUCCCUCUGGGUCACGUGACAGCUACUUCCUGACAAUUCGCCAUGGUAACGUCACCGUGGAUACCAGGGAGGUGGAGGCCCACAUGAGGGAGUGCACGUUCAACGUUCUCACACCUGGGAGACAGUACACCAUCACCGUGACGACCAGGAGCGGGAAACUGAACACCUCUGUGUCAUUGGAGGGAAGGACAGUCCCGAUGGCGUUGAGCAGCAUCACUCUGAGAAGCUCCGGGGUUGACAGUCUGCAGGCGUCCUGGGAAAAACCAGCAGGAGACGUGGACUCGUACACGUUGACCCUGCUGCAGGACAGUGCCGUGGUUCAGAACUACAGCGUUCCAGCUGGUUCUUCUUCUCUGCUGAUGGACGGUUUGACACCCGGCGCCCUCUACAGGCUGCAGGCCGCCACUGUCAGCGGAGGAGUUCAGUCUCAACCAACCAGCCUGCAGGGACGCACAGUCCCAGCGUCGGCCUCCGAGGUAACGGUUGCUAACGGCGGCAGGUCGGAUGCUCUGCAGGUGUCAUGGCGUCCUGCAGGGGGCGUGGUCGACAGCUACCAGGUGCGUCUUCAGGACGGGAGUCGACCCGUGCACACACUGGUGGUGUCCCACUCCUCCCUGCCCGAGUGCUCCUUCAGCUCGCUGGUUGCCGGGCAUCUGUACACAGUCGCCAUAGUGACGAGGAGCGCUGACAUGGAGAACACCAUCACAGUUCAAGCACGGACGCAACCUGCUACUGUGCAAAACCCAACAGCGGUUCACUCUGCAAGAGACGGCUUCCUCAAGGUGUACUGGCGUCAUGCAGCUGGAGAUCUGGACCGUUAUGUGGUUCUGAUCCGUUACAACCACAGCGUACUGCAGAACAAGAGCGUCUCUGCCGGGUACAACGAGUGCGCCUUCUCGUCCCUGACGCCUGGGAGACUCUACACCGUCACCGUGGAAACAUGGAGCGGCGACUACGUCAGCAGCGUUUCCACCGACGGACGCACAUUUCCAGCAGCUGUGGGCAAUCUGUCGCUAGGCAACGUAGGAACAGGUGAUCUGACUGUGACCUGGAGUCCUGCCCCUGGAGAUGUGGACCACUAUGAGGUCACUCUGCUCUUCAACGACACUCGAGUUUAUCCUCCGGUCACGUUGGGCAGCGAGCUGCGACAUCACCGGCUGACCUCUCUGACACCAGGACGGCUUUAUAAGAUUGUGGUGUCGACGUUCAGCGGUCCGAACCAGAGACCUCAGUUCAUUGAGGGACGGACAGUUCCCAGUGCGGUAAGAAACCUCCACCUGGCUCCCCGGAAACCUCUACCUGGCCUAACAGACUCUGUGGGGGGGCUGGUGGUCUCCUGGACACCUGGAGAUGGAGACCUGGACAUGUACAUCGUCUCACUGUCCUCUACGGAUGGAGUCGUGGUCGAGAAUCGCCUCGUCCCCAAACACAUCUCCUCUCUAGAGUUCCUGGAUCUGACCCCAGGCCACGCCUACACCAUCACUGUCCAAUCACAGAGCGGGAAGCUGAACAACACCAAAAAAGUCACGGGCAGGACAGCUCCGGCCAGAGUCACGGCUCUGCAGGCGGAUAACGACCACACCACCCACAGCCUCACCGUCACCUGGGAGCGGCCGGUGGGCGAGUUCGAUGGUUACAGCCUGCAGGUGUUGGACGAGGCCGGCGUCAUUCUGGCCAAUCAGUCGGUCGCCGUGGAGAGUCGCAGCGAGCGGCUGGGAGGCCUGAUGUCUGGGAAGUGGUACCGCAUCCGGAUGGUGACGUUGAGCGGCGGCGUCCCGUCACUGGAGGCCACAGCCGAGGGACAAACACGUCCCGCUGCUGUCAGCAAUCUAACAGUCACUGUGUCCAACACCACAUCUCUCUCCUUCUCUUGGCGUCCCUCUGACGGCCACGUCGACAUCUACCACCUCUCGCUCUACAGGGUUACAGAGGCAACGGCCAAUCACAGACAGGAUGCUUCAGGUAGCAGGAAGGAUCGUCACCAGGCUGCUGGUGAGUUAGAGAGCCAGCAGAAAGUCGGUCCAGCUGCAGACGGCUGUGUGUUCUCCGGCCUGAGAGCAGGAAGUCUGUACAGGCUGCAGGUGGUGAGCUGGAGCCGGAGCAUGAACAGCGACUCCUCUGUACUCGCCAGAACUGUCCCGUCUCCCGUCUCAUCGCUGCAGGUUCAGAGUUCAGGACGGAGAGACAGACUGACAGUCAGCUGGCAGCACGGAGAGGGAAGAUGGAGCAGCUACCAGGUGAUAUUAUACGACGUCUCAGGAGCCACUCUCGGGGCCCAGAUGUUGGGGGCGGAGCACAACAGUCACAUGUUCCUUGGGCUGGUCCCUGGUAGGCGUUACCGCGCUGAUGUCAUCACACACAGCGGAGAGCUGACCAAUAACAUCUCAGCAUUUGGACGCACCACACCAGAGCCGCCCACUCACCUGUCCGUCAGAGAAGGCCGGGUCAAUGACACCAUCGAGCUGUCGUGGGCCGGUCCCGCCUCCGGAGACUACGACAGCUUCAGCCUGCAGUGGACUCCUCUCGACCAGCUGUCAAUCACACAGACUCGACUGACCAGCCGCAUCGUGGGCGGGAUGUUUCCGGGCCGACAGUACAACUUCACUGUGAUGACCGUCAGCGAGGCCGGGGCCGGACCCUCGGUCAGGAGCCAGCCAAUCCAGAGGAGCGUCAGGACAAGUCCAGCUCCUCUAAAGUCCAUCCACUGCUUCCCCGUCUCGUCCUCCUCCCUCUCUUGCUCGUGGACGGCUCCUCUCUCUGACUUCGACUCCUACGAGGUUGAGUGUCGUCGCCAUGACGACGGGAAGCUGACCUCGGCCCUGCGGUUGGCGGGGGGCGUCACCGCGGUAACGCUGGACCACUUGGAGGCCUACCGGAAAUACUCUGUGACAGUCAGAGCGUCGUCGGCCGGCCAGACGAGCCCGCCUGCAACACACACCACUGUUACCAUGAUAGACCGUCCGCCGGUCCCGCCCCCAGCCGUGCGUGUCAGCGAGAAGUCAUCGAAAGUGACGCCGUCCUCCAUCUUGUUCCGUUUCAACUGCUCCUGGUUCAGCGACGCCAACGGAGCCGUCCGAUACUUCGCUGUCAUCGUAGCCGAGUCUGAUGCCAACGAGCUCCUGCAGCCGGAGCAGCGCCACCCGCUGCCUUCGUACCGCGACUACAUCAACAACUCCUCCGUCAGAGCUUAUCAAACCGCCUACUUCUCCAGCCGCUGCCCACAGGACUCCGACACCUCUGCAGCACAGGUGGUGGAGGUGAACCUGGGGGCAGGAGGGGACCGUCUGGGCGGGGCUUGUGAUCAUUACCAUGACGACGACUUCUACCUGAGUGACAGCUACGGUGACUUCUGUGACGGACCGCUGAAAGCCAAAACUUCCUACAGGCUGAGUAUUCGGGCGUUCACCAAACUGUUUGACGAAAACAACAAAGAGUUUCCACAGCCGCUCUUCACCGACACGUACCUGUCGCCACCACUCAGGACGCAUGCAGAGCCUCUAGGGGGCGUAGUGGAGGGUUUGAGCGCUGGGAUGUUCCUCAUCGGUAUGAUGGUGGCCGUCGUCUCGCUGCUGGUUUACAGACAACGGCUACGCAAAGUAAAUAUGGCGGUGCAACAUGGCGGCCUCCAUGGCAGAGGACCUACAUCCCCUAUAGAUACACACGGCUCAUUCUACGGAAAUGAAAACACAACUAUUCUUAAUUUCAGGGCUGUGCAGGAGAACCCGGUGGUGAGGAUGAAUAUGUGGAAAGAAGUGCCGACUUCAGGGAUAUAUAUGGGUGUCAGGAGCAACCGUCGAGUCACCAGUCCUAUCAAGAUCUGUCACUUUGAAUCCCAUCUGAACAAACUUCAGGCCGACUCCAACUACCUGCUGUCUGAGGAGUUUGAGGAUCUGAAGGACGUGGGUCGGAACCAGACGAUGGACGUCGCCCGGCUGCCGGAGAACCGAGGAAAGAACCGCUACAACAACAUCCUGCCAUAUGAUUCAAUCAGAGUGAAGCUGUCGUACCUGGAGGACGACCCCUGCUCCGACUACAUCAACGCCAGCUAUAUACCUGGUAACAACUACCGCAGGGAGUACAUCGCCACCCAGGGCCCGCUGCCCGGCACCAAGGACGACUUCUGGAGGAUGGUGUGGGAGCACGGUGUCUACAACAUCGUCAUGGUGACACAGUGCGUUGAGAAAGGAAGGGUGAAGUGUGAUCAGUACUGGCCUGCAGACAGAGAGCCGCUGUACUACGGUGACCUGGUCAUUCAGAUGCUGUCGGAGUCCGUCCUGCCGGAGUGGACCAUCCGAGAGUUCAAGAUCACCUCGGAGAGCGGCUGUAAUUAUCCUCGCGUCCUGCGUCAUUUCCACUACACGGUGUGGCCUGAUCACGGAGUCCCAGAGAGCACGCAGUCACUGAUCCAGUUCGUCAGGACGGUCCGAGACUACGUGGACCGAUCACCCGGCACUGGAGCCACUGUCAUACACUGCAGUGCCGGCGUUGGACGCACCGGGACGUUUAUUGCUCUGGAUCGAGUUCUGCAGCAGAUGGACUCUAAAGGAACCAUCGACCUGUACGGCUCUGUGUUCGACCAACGCUUGCACCGCCAGCACAUGGUCCAGACCGAGUGCCAGUACUCCUUCCUGCAUCAGUGUGUUCGUGACGUCCUGAGAGCCAGGAAACAUCGCAGCGAACAAGAGAAUCCUCUUUACCCCAUCUACGAAAACUUCAACCCAGAGUACUACCGCGAUUUCAUCUACACCGGACGCUAAACACACAGUGACAUCCAUGGAUUCAAGAGAGAAGAAACUAAUUAAAAACUGAUUUAAAUCUGCAUUAAUAGAGAAAGUUAGCUACACACCGGGAAGAAAAU
Scomber scombrus (Atlantic mackerel) is the source of this 6533-nucleotide messenger RNA. RefSeq names its product protein tyrosine phosphatase receptor type b (gene ptprb). The record is from RefSeq and is a predicted model, not a curated record. Bases 280 to 6432 code for a protein of 2050 amino acids. The transcript is spliced from 41 exons. Lineage: Eukaryota; Metazoa; Chordata; Actinopteri; Scombriformes; Scombridae. Gene Ontology annotation, biological process: protein dephosphorylation. Gene Ontology annotation, molecular function: protein tyrosine phosphatase activity; protein binding.